AUGAUUGGUGAGAGCCGGAAGAAAAAAUGCAUCAUCAUCACAUCAAGAAAGGCCGAGCUGAGGAGAAAGAAAAAAUACAUUAAGAUAACGCCCCAAGACGAUGAGAGGGACGCGGUCAACGUGAAACUGAGACGGGUCACCGAAAUACAGAAGCUCGUCGAAGCCAUUAGGGUCAUACUCCUGUGCUCAAAUGCGACUCCCAUCAGGAAAUACGGGAGCAUCGGCUACCAAUGCAACUUCUGCGAUAAAGAACACGACGACCCGCGCGAUCUUAAAGUCCACACGCUCUCGUCCCACAAAGAAGCCGACAAACUGAAGUUCCUGCAAAAGCACCGAGGCAUCAACACUUUGAAGGUGAAAUUGGACGCGACCUGCCUCCGCUGCGAGCUUUGCGACACGCCCAGCGACGACGUCGAACAGCUUAUCGACCACCUGACGUUGAAGCACGACAAAAGCUUCCCGAGCAACUUGAAGAACUUCAUAGUUCCAUUCAAAUUCGAAACGAGCCAGACGAUAUGCGCGCUCUGCCGCACAGAAUUCAGCAACUUCAAGAUUCUGCUCCAGCACAUGAACGUCCACUACAGGAACCACGUUUGCGAGACGUGUGGUAAUGGCUUCGUGAACAAGCGAAUACUGCAGUGCCAUAUGUACAGGCACAGGACCGGCGAGUUCUCGUGCAGCUACUGCGCGAAGGUUUUCGAUACGAGAAUCAAACAGAGGGACCACGAAAGGGCCAUACAUAUAUGCGAUAACAAAAGAAGCAAGUGUGGCUAUUGCGGGGAAAAGUUCAAUGAUUAUACCAAGAAGAAUGAACAUGAGAUCAAAGUGCAUGGAGCAAAGCCGAUCGUGCUUAAGUGUAGCGCCUGCGAGAAAACAUUCGACAAUCAAAGGUCCCUGUCGUCGCAUACCAAAAGAUACCAUCUAAUGGAAAGACCGCUGCCAAAGAAAGCGGAUUAG
Messenger RNA from Bombyx mori (domestic silkworm), 957 nucleotides. RefSeq names its product zinc finger Y-chromosomal protein 1-like. NCBI's taxonomy places the organism in Eukaryota, Metazoa, Arthropoda, Insecta, Lepidoptera, Bombycidae. Gene Ontology annotation, molecular function: RNA polymerase II cis-regulatory region sequence-specific DNA binding; DNA-binding transcription factor activity, RNA polymerase II-specific. The record is from RefSeq and is a predicted model, not a curated record. Gene Ontology annotation, biological process: regulation of DNA-templated transcription. The coding region runs from base 1 to 957 and encodes 318 amino acids. The transcript is spliced from 2 exons.